Molecule: messenger RNA, 663 nt
Organism: Radiomyces spectabilis
Lineage: Eukaryota; Fungi; Mucoromycota; Mucoromycetes; Mucorales; Radiomycetaceae
Exons: 4
Coding region: 1-663 (220 amino acids)
Biological process (GO): mitochondrial proton-transporting ATP synthase complex assembly
Cellular component (GO): mitochondrial membrane
Source: RefSeq, a predicted model, not a curated record
AUGCUGUCGACAUUAGUGCGAACAAGUCGGGCUGUAGUACAUGGUCGACUUUAUACCACGGCCACUGUCACGGAAGCGGCCAAAGAAACCAAAAGACUUGUCUACACAACCCCCAAUGCGGCUCUCGUCCGGUUCCUGAAACUGUUCUCAGUGUCAACACUUGGUAUCUCUUCUUUAUCAGCUCCGGCGGUCAUGUACUUUUGGGACUCGCCUGCCAUUCAAGCAUCGGGUAUUAACGAGUACAUGUUUCUCGGUGCUCUCGUUGCCAGUACUUGCUCUACCGGGGCGCUCCAUUAUGUCUUGUCCCCUUUUGUCAAUAAUAUUUAUCUGCAUACAUCCUCAUCCCCUUCGGCGAAAAAAGAAAUGAAUGCCAUCUCGCCCAACACCGUCAUCACACUCGAAACACUGGAUAUCGCAGCUCGACGCAAACAAACGACGCUGCCCCUGCGGAAUUUAGCCCCAGCUCCCGGCAUUUUUUCUACGUGGAAAGUCCCCAAGAAAGUAUUGCAGAAACAGCUGGCUCAGGAACAACGGACCGGCGCUUCUUCGCCUAUACGCCAAACUCGUUUCUGGCUGGACCAGCGUGGGCUGGGCGAUCAACAGGCGAUGAGCAACAUUGUACGUGUGAUUCAAGACAACGAUCGUCGCCGACGACUCGUUUGA